AUGCCCGAUGCGCCUCUUGAGGAUAUUGAUGUGAAGAGUGAUUCAGAAGCAGAAACAAUCGUACUACCAGGCAAGGAUGGCCACUCGCCCUCGAAAACUCGAAAAUCGAUUAAACACGAAGACAAGAGUGACGAUGAAGAUAUCCGUAAGCCGUCCGAGUCAAGGAAGCGGGAAAGUCUAUCACUGGAAGCACUUUCUCAAAACGAAAAUAACGCAGGAAGGCGCAAACGUCCCAGGGUAGAAUCAUUUGAAUUAAGCAAAUCUCAUCCUAGCAACGGAAGAUUAUCCAACCUACAAGAAAAAAGACACUCGUCUCUGCCCAAAUCCUCUGCGCCAGAAUUGAGACUUGACAGAUCGCCAUCGCCACCUUUAUCCACUCUUGACAGCCUUGACAAGGCUAAAUCCGUUGAUAGAGCUUUUCCACGGGACAAACAGAAUACAUCAGACUCUGGUGAUGACCAUGUGGAUCGCGAGGAUCGAAAACCAGAGCGACAUCACAAUACUGCCUUGAAUGGUACUCAAAGUAAAGAAAAUACUCCAUCCUUAGACAACCAUCCAGAAAGUACAGCAGGCGCCGUGAAGGAACGGUCGGAGUCUCCUCACCACGGACGUCCUCACAAACGCAGUAAUUCUACUCAAUUCCCCUUAAAGUCUAUCCAUGGUUCGAGCCAUAGGAGAGGGCGAAUACCACCUCCUCUUCUAUCUACCGAGUACCAAUCCGACGACUCUUCUGCCAGCGGGCGUUCACAUCCUCGCAGCUCCCGACCGCGGCAACGAACAGCCCCUGCUAUUAGAGAUUCUAUCAUGACAUCCGCCGCCCUCCGUGAAAGAAAACGGACAGAUAGCUCAGGCGCAACGACGUUAUUGCAACUUGUCCGGAAGGACAAUAUCACAGGAGUGACAGAUGAAUUGAACAAGCACCCUCAAGACUUAAAUCAGGCAGAUAAUGCAUUGAACACACCACUGCAUGCUGCAAGUCUUGUAGGUUAUGUUCAAAUUGCGAAAUUGCUCUUGGCCAAAGGAUGCACUGUGGACGUAGUUAAUGAGGCCGGUGACACACCCCUUCAUGAUGCCAUUGAAAAUGGUCAUGUUGAAGUUGUGAAACUACUUCUGGAGCAUGGUGCUAACCCGCGCAAGGCAAAAAAGGUGGGGGGUGACGAGCCUAGUGACCUAGCAGCGGCUUAUCGUGGGGGAGAAGACGACAUGGCGUGGGAAACGAGGAAAGACAUGCAACGGCUUAUUGAAGACGCCAAGAUUAAGAGUGAUGCGUCCGGAAAUAAUCUCUCGAGCGAUCAAGCAACUGUAGAAAGUGUAGAUCACGAUACUUCCUCAAGAUAUAGCCCUCGCCACAGCCCUACGUCCGAAUAUCCUAAUGUCCCGAACCGUAUACGGGCACGCUCGAACAAAACUACGGACCAAGAUCUAUAUCGAGACCUGAGUAAGGUGGAAAUGCUUCGUGAGGCAUGUCAAAACGCAGAUUACCAAAAUGUUUCCAAGUGGUUAGAUGUUAAUCAGGGUCGGAAGGAUGCCAAAUCUCUUCUCAUAGCGGCAAAAGCUGGCGACCUCUUUGCUGUCGAGCUAAUGCUUGGACUAGGUAAUUUUGAUCGCGACCCCGAACCUUUAAGGAGUGAAGAUCCCCGCUGGUCUACUCCAAUGCUUUGUGCUAUUGAUAAAGGACAUAUUGACGUGAUUAAAUGCCUGCUUUCAGGAGAUUUCGACCCGACUAGAAGAUGGAAUAACAAAACUUAUUAUGAAAUCGCGCAGGAAAGAGAGAAGAAGGGUCACAACUAUGACAUAGUCGUUGAAAAACUUAAAGAAGCUUUCAAUAAUUAUUCGAAACCAGCUAAACCUUCGCCCUCUAAAUCUCGGUCUCCUAAACUCCACCGAGACGCCGAUCGCGGCCGUGAUUCCAAACGGCCAGUAAGGAAUGCCCGUGAUCGGUCUUCACCGUCGCGAAAGAGAAGCCCUUCAAAAAUGUUGGACAGAGGCACAGACUCACAGAAAGGUCAGCAUGGAAGUAGUUCAUCCCUUCGUCAAAGCCACAGCGCGCAAAACCAAGCAAGAAGGGGUCCAGGACGACCAAGAAAGGAGGAAAAUACCGCACUGCAUUUGGCUUCGGACACGGAAAGCACUCCUCUAGGACCCCCUAAGAAAAAGUUGCAAGCACCAAAGGUAACAGAACCCGAUGCUGCUGCAAUGUCAUCUGAGAAUGAACCUUCGAAGCCACGGCGUAAGCUUGUUUCUGGAAAAGAGCUGAAAGGAGAGCGGGAUAAACAAAGACGUGGAAGUGUUGCAUCGAAUGUGUCUACGACAUCUGUUUCAGAUCGACGCGGGGUAGACGAGGUGAAGCAUGCAGAUAGAAAUGCAAGCAUCGCGCGAUUAAGCGAACCUGCCGAUGAAGACCUAGCGUCAAAGCGCCUAGGCACGGAGACAGGUUCUGACAAAGGCGAAAGACACGACAAAACCAAAGGUACAAAACGAGAUAGUUCCAAAGACAGACUCGCCUCUAUCCGCAGCGAAAAAAGCCCGAUAAAACGACAACGUCGGAGCACAACACCGCCUCCCACAGGUAUACUUGACACAAUAGCUACCACUGAGGUUGAUGGAGCUCCAUCGAAACGCCGAAGGUUAGAGGGACUUUCGAAACACGUAGCCAUGGAUCAGAACACACCAAACUCGUCUCCUGAGCGUCCAGAGCCAAAUUUUGAUUCAAUAACUUCUCAGGACAAGUCAAAUCCAAAGACUACAAAGGAGAACACAUCGAAAGCUUCUUCCAAGAGCGCGGAAGAGAGUGAGACAUGUUUCAACAAAGAGAAUGAAGAAGCUCAAGCAGCCAUUUUCGCCGAUCUAGAACACAAGAACCAGGCAAGACUGGCUCGUGAAGUUCGGGAGGCUAAACAGCAGGCCAAAGAAGCGAGAGAAGCUCGUGAGGCGAUAGCAUUAGACGAAGCGAGAGAAGCGAAGGAGAGAGAGGUAAAGGAGAUAGAAACAAAAGAAAGAGAAAUGAAGGAAGCGAAGGAAGCGAAGGAAGCCUAUGAAGCCAAGGAGGCUGAGGAAAGACUAGCCUUCGAGGAGGAAGUUGCCAAGCUAGAACAGGAAGAAGAAGACCGGAAAAUACGACAAGCCCAGGAAGAGCGCGACAGGGCAGAGCAAAGGCGGUUGUAUGAUGAACAGAAAAGAAUAGAUCGAGAGAAGUCGGAGCAAAAGCGGGCUGCUGCGCAAGAACGAGAACGACUUGAGAAAGUAAGACAGGCGCGGGAAAAGGAAGUAGAAAGAUUAUCGAAACUGCCGCUUCUACUUCGAGCGUUUGAUCAACUUCCGCAAUCUGAGACGCUCAAAAUUGCUUCUUUGUCCAAGUUUAGGAUUAUAAAAGGAUAUCGAUAUGAUACGAUUAGACCAAAGGCAACAGGCCAACCCAGUGGUCGGGAGCAAUGGAUGCUUAAUACUGACGUUGCGUUACUGCUAGGAGAGAAAGAUCUGGAACUAUCGAGAUCGUGGGAGCGUAUCCCAUUAGAGAUGGAAGUCAAAGAAGCUAUAUGGCCACUCGCGCACGCAAAAUAUUCCCGUGAUCCUUUUACACCAGACAUCCUCCUCAAUUUGCAUGAACGUCUUCGCCUGGAAGAACAAGCCAAAUCUUUAUUCUUUGGGCUCGAUCUUUUCUUCGUGAAAGUCUCUGAAUUUAUGUUCAUUGUACCAAGUUUCCCUCACCUACGAGGUCUUGAAAUGGCUGUUGAAUACCAGGAGCUUGUGCCUCUAGGCGCACAUCCUCUUAACAAAUAUGAACAAGAUUUGGAUUACGAUCCCAGCAAUCCAUUCUGGCCUGCUCCCCAAAGAUACAUCGAUGGAUUGCUAGUUACACAUUCGAAAAUCGAAACAAAAACGAGUACGAAACCUUUCCCGGAAUCCAAAGUAUCAAGACGAGAACUAUCCAACGACAAAGAGCUAAUCGCUUUAGCAUUGGCCAGGUCACAAAUGCUUUGCAACUCGAGGUCGAAUUAUCGGCCAUACAUGGUACCGCAGGAUCAAGACAAUAUCACCCCACCACACUCUGACCGAUCUAGAUCGCUCCACGAAGAAGGUUUGAUUCAAGAAUCUACUUCUGACGUAACCAACCUAUCACAUCAUCUUGAUCUACCGAACGGAGCACCCACUAUUCUCAACGGAAACAUGCGUACGGCGGAUAUACUGGAAUGA
Molecule: messenger RNA, 4194 nt
Organism: Sclerotinia sclerotiorum 1980 UF-70
Lineage: Eukaryota; Fungi; Ascomycota; Leotiomycetes; Helotiales; Sclerotiniaceae
Exons: 3
Coding region: 1-4194 (1397 amino acids)
Cellular component (GO): nucleoplasm
Molecular function (GO): protein binding
Source: RefSeq, a predicted model, not a curated record